Molecule: messenger RNA, 606 nt
Organism: Insectozyma verbasci
Lineage: Eukaryota; Fungi; Ascomycota; Pichiomycetes; Serinales; Debaryomycetaceae
Source: the annotation of a GenBank genome assembly
AUGACAUCCAUUGAUCCUACUGACUUCAUUGAAGUCCCCGAAGGUACAUUAACAUUCCAAAAUGAAAAACAACAAGCCAAAUUUGAAUUGGGUGUCUGUAUGGCAGUUUAUAAAUGGGAUGAAUUAAAUAUUGCAGUUGAAAAUCAAUGGGGUGGUACAAAAUCAAAUGAGAAAAGAGAUUGGAUAUCUGGUAUAGUUAUAGAGUUAUUUAAUGAUUCUAAAGUUGUGGAUAAUCAAUUAAUUGAAGAAACUUUAUUAUAUGCAAUGUACGAUGAGUUUGAAACUCAAAUCGAUAAUGAUUCAGCAUUAGAAAUUGCUGCAUUAAUAUUGAAAAUUUAUAGACAAGUACAAGUUGAAAAUUACAAUUUGAUAGAUGAAUCAUAUAAUAAAUGGUUGGAGAAAGAAAGUAAAAAAAAGGAGAUUCAAAAAGUUCAUAUUGAGAAAGAUCCAAAUAAUCCAGAUAUAAGUGAUAGUGAGGAUGAUGAAGAUGAAGAUGAUGAAAAAGAGCUGGAAGAUGUCGAUAUGGAUGUGGAUAAACCAGAACCGCAAGGUCCAAUAAUAUAUGAUGACGGGUUCGAAUUGGUACAAAAGGGAAGAAGAAGAUAG